UGGGAAUUGGAUAGAGCAUUCCUCUGGUCGGGAAUGUGAAUUAAAUACCAGCGCCGGGAUGUUUACGGACAAGUUUGCUUUUCGAGUCAAAAGGUGCACGAACGAGCCUCAGACCACGGGCCGUGGAGACGCCAGGCUGCUGCACCUGAUGCCAUGACGCGUCUGAGGAUAUUCCCUUGACAACCGCGGAUCGGAUACCAAUAUUCAGGGAGCGUCAUGCCCAUCACGCUGCUGUGGGCCGUGGAUGUGUACGGCAGGGUGUACAGCCUGUCCACGGCCAGCGGCCGCUGGGAGCGCGCCGACGACAGGCUGCUGGAGCUGAAGCGCGUCACCGCGGGGAAGGGGCGCAGCUGGGGCAUCGGCUGCGAUCACCAUGUUUACCUCAACAUCCUGCCCAGCGAGACCUCCAUCCGCUACCGGGAGGAGACCUAUGAAAACCAGAGAUGGAACCCUGUGGAUGGUUUCACCGAGAUGCUGCUGCCCACCGACCGCUGGCCGUGGAGCGACGUGACGGGGAUGAACUACCAGCCGCUCCACAGCUUCCAGUUGCCUUCCCUCAGCUGGGAGUGGGAGGGAGACUGGUAUGUGGACCAGAGCUGUGGAGGAGAACCCAGUCAGACCGGGGGCUGGGAGUAUGCCGUCGACUUUCCGGCCAACUUCUCCCCAGACAAGAAGUGGAACUCCUGUGUCCGUCGUAGGCGAUGGAUCCGCUACAGGAGAUACACAGCACAGGGCACCUGGGCAAAGAUCCCCCUGGACCACCCCAAGAAACCUCCCCUGCCGCUCUGUGACAUCAGCUGUGGUGGCUGGGAGAUGAGCGACCAGUCGGGGCGGUACCCGUACCUCUGGGGCGUGUCACAGCAAGGACAGGUAUGGUUCAGGGAGGGCAUCCACCCACGGGUCCCAGAGGGCUCCAGCUGGGAGGAGGUGGAGGUUCCUAAGGAGGUGGCCCAGUUAUCAGCCGGUCCUGGAGAUCUGCUGUGGGCCGUGCUGUGGGACGGGAACCUGCUGGUCCGCACCGGCCUCAGUCUGGACAGCCCCACAGGUACGUUGUGGAAAGAGGUGGACUCCCCACAGAAGGAGGUCGAAGCUCUUCAUGUGGCCGUGGGAGUCAGUGUGGUCUGGGUGGUCACCAAGGACUACAAGGUGUGGUUCAGGCGUGGUGUGAACUCCCACAACCCUUGUGGCUCAGGUUGGAUCAGCAUCGGAGGGGAGAUGAUGAUGGUGGACGUAGGACUCAAUGACCAGGUGUGGGCUGUUGGUGAGGACCGGGGGCUGUAUUUCAGAAUGGGUGUUACCCAGUCUGAGCCAAGUGGGAAUGGAUGGAUCCCUGUUUCUGCCCAAUGGGGCAACAGCAAGGAGAUUGCUCCGCCCAGGGAUGACUCUGAGUUUGGUGGCCAGCUGACAGAGGCAUCCCAAGGCUCCGUUCUGAGCUGCACUGACUCAGACUCAGAAUUAGGCCCUGCUGACCCACCAGCAAACCCUACCAACACCCCAGCUCUAGAGGCAGAGGACUCCUCUGUAGUCCCUCUAGGGGCAGAUGACUCACCUACACCACCUCCCAACAUGUCAGAGGACGCCUCCUCAGCUGCCCAAGGGGACUCCCCCAAACCCUUCAUCCCCACCAGUGACAGCUUCAUCACCAGCCUGGUCUCAGACCGGGAGAAAACCCCCACACCCCAACCAUCCAUCACAGAGUUACCCCAAGCAGAGAUUGGAGAGCCCUCAGCCCCAAUACUCCCCACCCUGGAGACCACAGGACAGGACGUCCCAUGGAGUAACGUGGAUCUGGAGGGGGCAGAGGCAGCCCGGAGUGCCCAGGCGAUGGGACCCUCACAGGGUGAUAGCAGCACUGUGGCCACCUAUGCCCUGGGUCUGGAGACUUCUCAGGGGGCCGGGGAAGAGGACGGGCCGGUGUGGACUUGGAUCACCGGCGGAGGCUGCGAUGUGGAUGCAAGCUCCCAAAUCAGCUGGCUCAGCCCCACAGGUCCUCUCACCAGCUCCCUGUCACUGACUCCUGUCCAGUCAGCAGCCUGGAGCGAACAGCAGCAGCAGCAGGAGCACAGAGAGGAGAUCAACAAGAAACCGCUGGAGAGGAGCAACUCGGUGUGGGUGCGCAAGGGUGCGCUGCGCUGGUGGAGAGACUGGAAACCUCAACGCUGGGUGGAUGUGGGCGUUGCCCUGGAGCAGUCCACCAACUCUGCUGGCAAGAAAGACAGCAUUUUCUUCGUCUACUACACACAGUAUGACGAAAGGAAGUACAUUCAUGUGUUUGUUAAUGAGAUGACGGCGCUGGUUCCAGUGCUCAGGGACUGCCACUAUGCCUUUGCUGUGUAUACAACCCAAAGGACCAGACAGAGGUGGCCCCUGGUCCUGGCAGCACAAACUGAGAAGGACAUGAAUGACUGGCUGUCCCUGUUGUCUGACUGUUGCUGUGAGUGCCGAGGGAUCAAAGGUCCCCCGUCCAGGCAGGCCAUGUGGUCCACCACCUCUAAAGGAGACAUCAUGGUCCAUGAGCCCUCCUUCUCCCUUGAGGCUCCCACACACACACUGGCCUGUGAUCUCAUGUACUGGCGGCAGGUCCCUGGCCACCUGCGCUGUGUAGAGUCUAACAGUCUGGGGCUGGUGUGGGGCAUCGGGUGGGACGGCACCGCCUGGGUCUACAGUGGGCGCAAUGGGCAGCAGCCCGUCCCGGGAGAUGCAGGUCAGCUGCACACACAGACGGAUGUCAGGAGUGUGCAUGUGUAUGAGAACCAGAGAUGGAACCCAAUGACUGGAUAUACUGACAAAGGUCUCCCUACAGACCGCCCGAUGUGGAGUGACGAGAGCGGGCUGAAGGAGUGCACAAAAGGAAACACACACCCGCCCUCCCCUCAGUGGUCCUGGGUGACAGAGUGGGCUGUGGACUACAACGUCCCUGGAGGGACUGACAAAGAAGGCUGGCAGUACGCUGCAGACUUCCCCGUGACAUUCCACGGCCACAAGACCAUGAAAGACUUCGUCAGACGCAGACGAUGGACUAGGAAGUGUAAAAUCACACCGAGAGCUCCAUGGCUGCAGGUCCCACCCAUCCCUCUGAGUGACAUCUCCGUGAUGCCAUGCUUGGCCCAGAGCAGGAUGGAGCAGGUCCCUGUCUGGGCCAUCAGCGACAAGGGGGACGUCCUGUGCCGGCUGGGGGUCAGCCCCGAAAACCCUGCAGGCAGCUCAUGGCUCCACGUCGGCACCGACCAGCCCUUUAAGUCUAUCUCCAUCGGCGGAGCCAGCCAGGUCUGGGCCAUCGCUAAAGACGGAGCUGUUUUCUACAGAGGAUCCGUGUCUCCACAAAACCCUGCAGGAGAGUGCUGGUACCACAUCCCCUCUCCCCCCCGGCAGACCCUCAAACAGCUGUCUGUAGGGAGGACCUCUGUCUUCGCUGUGGAUGAAAACAGUAACCUGUGGUACAGACAGGGCUUAACCCCCAGCUACCCUCAGGGCUCGGCCUGGGAGCUCAUCUCCAACAACGUCACCAAGGUUUCUGUGGGGCCGCUGGACCAGGUGUGGAUCGUCGCUGAAGGGGUUCCAGGUUUCCCCAGUGAGACGUCUGGAGCCGUCUGCCACAGGCUGGGAGUGGGGCCCAUGCAACCCAAGGGCCAGUCCUGGGACUAUGGCAUAGGGGGAGGAUGGGAGCACAUAAGUGUGAGGGGGAACUCGACAGAAGCUCCUCGCCCCGCCCACCCUGCCCCUGCUGGCCUGCCCCGCAGCCCCGUCCCUCCCAGGCAACAGCCACAAGCAAAUGGGAACAUUGUGGGUGUGUAGCACCCGUCUCCCAUCUCCUCUGCUCUGCUCCCCCUCCCCGGUUGUGUCUGCCUCCAUGUCUGUCUCCUCGGGCCUCCUCCCCUCCCCCAAGCCCAUAUCCCUUCAUGUAAAGGGAAUGCACAAACAUACAGCUGACUUGAUAUAUUUUUGGUUGGAUUUGGCAUACAAAUGCUACUCCCUGGCUUGAGGUCAUGUUAAAAUGAAUAUGCAGUGACGAGAGAAGAGGGAAGAGGGAGCUCUAGAGCAUUUUAACAGAACGGAUGUUGGUUUAUGGUGGGAUUGAAUUUAAAAAAGUGACGGUGCAUGUGUUUGCUCUCAUUAGGCUUUGCUAUCGGGUGUCUUUGGGAUCUAGCAAUAGCUUUUAUUUGUCAGCACAACAUUAAAACCUAACAACAGUCAGACUUCGGUAAAGGGCUUGGCUUGGGUACCAAACUGACACUAGUCUUGGUUUGUAUAAUACUGUUUGUUGUUUUGUUUUGUUUUGUUUUUGUUUUCUCUUUGAUUUGCGUUAUUGACAUGACUUUUCAUCUGCAUGUGAUUUGAAUUAUUUAUUUAUUUAUUUAUUUAUUCAUUGUUUGUGUAUUUAUUUUGGAUUUUUGUCUCUCCAUAUGUUUUGGCCUGUUACAUGUUUGAGCUGGAGUGUUUUUUCUCCUGUAUUUUUAAGAUAAGCAUUCCUAAUGCGUGGGCUUCCACAACAGAUUGGCAAAAAUUUGUUGUUAUUGAUACUGUCUUGAAAUGUAUUACUCUUUUAUUACAAAUGACAGCAGAGGAAAACAUGAAAAAACCCAACUGCAAUUCAUUGUCCACCAGACAGCACCUGUUGUCCUCCUGCAAUAAGAAGUUUCUCCUGUUAGUUUAGUGCUUUGGCCCUGCGAUAACCAAGACUGUUGACACCGAGCACUGCAGGACUGAACUGUCUCCAUGACUUGACAUCCCUCUAAAAAGGGCAUUGAACUGUGAAAUAAAACUUUCAACCUUC
Myripristis murdjan (pinecone soldierfish) is the source of this 4774-nucleotide messenger RNA. RefSeq names its product tectonin beta-propeller repeat containing 1b (gene tecpr1b). Gene Ontology annotation, cellular component: membrane. The record is from RefSeq and is a predicted model, not a curated record. The transcript has 26 exons. NCBI's taxonomy places the organism in Eukaryota, Metazoa, Chordata, Actinopteri, Holocentriformes, Holocentridae. Bases 217 to 3795 code for a protein of 1192 amino acids.